UCAUCUUCUACUUCCUGCGCUGCCUUUUGGCCUUCCUGAGUUGUGUUUGCGAGCUUUAUUUUUACAAGGCAGUGUGCAAGAAGUUUGGGCUUCAUGUGAGCAGGCUCAUGCUGGCUUUCUUGAUUCUUAGCACCGGGAUGUUCUGCUCAGCCUCAGCCUUCCUUCCCAGCAGCUUCUGCAUGUACUGCACCAUCGUAGCCAUGACAGGCUGGUACAUGGACCGAACAUCGUUGGCAGUCCUGGGUGUGGCCGCCGGAGCCAUUGUGGGUUGGCCGUUCAGCGCAGCACUGGGCCUCCCGAUUGCCUUUGACUUGCUGGUCCUGACAAGACGUUGGAAGAGCUUCCUGCAGUGGUCCUUGGUGUCUCUGCUGGUGUUUCUGGUGCCCAUGGUGGCCAUCGACAGCUACCACUAUGGGAAGCUGGUGGUCGCCCCUCUGAACAUCAUCUUCUAUAACGUCUUCACCCCACACGGGCCGGACCUUUACGGGACGGAGCCCUGGUCCUUCUACUUCGUCAACGGCUUCCUGAACUUCAACGUGGCUUUCGUCCUGGCCUUGCUGGCCUUGCCCUUGACCUGCCUGAUGGAGAGCCUCCUGCAGAAGUUCCGUGUCCAAAACCUGGGCCGCCCCUACUGGCUGACACUUUCUCCCAUGUACGUCUGGAUCCUGAUUUUCUUCAGCCAGCCCCACAAAGAGGAGCGGUUUCUGUACCCCAUCUACCCCCUGAUUUGUCUUUGCGGUGCGGUGGGACUCUCGGCCCUCCAGAAAUGUUAUCACUUCGUCUUCCAACGGUAUCGUCUGGAGCACUACACCGUCUCCUCCAACUGGUUGGCGCUGGGCACCGUCCUGGUCUUCGGCCUGCUCUCCUUCUCCCGCUCGGUGGCUUUAUUCAGAGCUGGCAGCUCCAGUUCGUUCCCUCCGAAUUCCGGGGACAGUUGCCCAAGCCGUUUGCCAAGGGCCCUGGGGCCACCCGCCUUGUUCCCACAGACAUGAAUGAUCAGAACCGAGAAGAACCUUCCAGAUAU
This is a messenger RNA of Thamnophis sirtalis, 1024 nucleotides long. The record is from RefSeq and is a predicted model, not a curated record. NCBI's taxonomy places the organism in Eukaryota, Metazoa, Chordata, Lepidosauria, Squamata, Natricidae.